Plectropomus leopardus (leopard coralgrouper) is the source of this 946-nucleotide messenger RNA. It is a transcript of the gene zte38, whose product is annotated as zebrafish testis-expressed 38. Lineage: Eukaryota; Metazoa; Chordata; Actinopteri; Perciformes; Serranidae. The record is from RefSeq and is a predicted model, not a curated record.
AUGGCGGCGAGGAAGAUGUGCAUCAGAAAGACCAAGGAAGAAACUGCUGAGUGGACAGGAUUAUUCCUGAGCGACCUGAAAACAGAGCAAGAGUCGCUUGUCUUUGUGAAGAGGAUGAUGGCAGUGGCAGUGUCCUCCAUCACCUACCUCAGAGGGAUCUUCCCAGAGGACGCCUACAGAUCCAGAUAUCUGGAGGAUUUGUGCAUCAAAGUUUUGCGUGAAGACUGCAGCACCCCUGGUGCCAGCAAAGUUGUGAAAUGGAUGAUGGGCUGCUUUGAUGCAUUAGAGAAGCACUAUCUGGAGAUUGUAUUCAUUGGGGUGUACACCAAUCCAGAUGAACCCAAUUGCAUCAUUGAGUCAUACCAGUUCAAGUUCAAAUACACUGAGAAGGGGCCAAAGAUGGACAUAAUCAGCAACAAAGGUGUGGAGAUGCAGGUGACACUGGAGGACACCAAGAGAGCCUCGGUGCUGCUCAUCAGGAAACUCUUCCUGCUGAUGCAGAACCUGGACGCCCUCCCCAGCAACGUGUACCUCACCAUGAAGCUCUACUAUUACGAUGACAUCACCCCUGAUGACUACCAGCCACCAGGUUUCCGGGAGGGUGAAUGCGACAGCCUCUGGUUUGAGGGCAUGGCAGUGCACUUCAAGGUAGGCGAGGUGCAGACGGCGUUCCACACCUUGAGAGUGCGCGUGUUGGCAGAACAAAGCCGACUGGAGAAGCUCCACGAGGGGAACCACCUGAAAGAGACCAAGCAGAUUUCUCAGAGCAAUCCUCCAGAGAGGGAAAUGAUGGAGGAUCCUCAUAAGACAACAAAUGAUGAAGAGGAUCCACCCUCUGAAGACGAGUCUGCUCAGUUCAAGAAACCUACAAGACACACAGCAAAGAGAACUGCAGCUUCCAAAAACCCGUUGAGGAAAAGAAGAAGAAUUUAGCCACAACAUUACA